Messenger RNA from Plodia interpunctella (Indianmeal moth), 2795 nucleotides. RefSeq names its product zonda (gene zda). The record is from RefSeq and is a predicted model, not a curated record. Gene Ontology annotation, molecular function: peptidyl-prolyl cis-trans isomerase activity; protein folding chaperone; protein binding. NCBI's taxonomy places the organism in Eukaryota, Metazoa, Arthropoda, Insecta, Lepidoptera, Pyralidae. The transcript is spliced from 8 exons. Bases 150 to 1361 code for a protein of 403 amino acids. Gene Ontology annotation, biological process: negative regulation of apoptotic process; protein folding. Gene Ontology annotation, cellular component: cytosol; membrane; mitochondrial envelope.
AUUGUUCUGAUUAUGAACGUUCCCACAUAUGAUAAAUAAAAUAUCAUUCACAAAAAAGUCAAAUCCAAAAAGUUGAAUUGUCAUUUUAUUAUUUUUCAAUUCAUGUAAUUUUGGUUAUUGUUAUUUUUAUUGUUUCAAGUGCAUGAAAGAUGAGUGAAGCAGAGAGGACUUUGGUAGAUAAGUCGGAGAGCAGCUCGUUUGAGGAUUUGGCUUCGGCGGCAGCGCACGAGAUUGAAGAAGCGAAGUUGGCCGAAGCAGCUGCCGCGGAGAAAGACCGUCCUGCCGAGGCUAAAACAGAAGAGUGGCAGGAUGUGCUAGGCUCGGGCGCGUUACUUAAAAAGUCAGUGAGACAAGGCGAUGAAUCUUCAGGCUUGAGGCCACACAGAAGUGAUAUCUGCAGAAUAAGCUAUGAAGUUAAAAUCAGGGACACAGGAGAUAUUGUUGAGAAGAGGGAUCAAGUUAAGAUAUACUUGGGUGAUAAUGAAAUUUUGCAAGGACUUGACUUAGCACUGACGCUAAUGUACAAAGGAGAAGAAUGCCUUCUUCAAAUAGCUCCUCGGUUUGCUUAUGGAGACACUGGUUUAAAACCUGGUGAAAGCCUGGGUUUAGUUGGGGAGUUAGAUAGUCCAACAUAUGCUGGACCACAAAUAGAUGGAGAAACCUGGCUGGAAGCUCGCUUAGAACUGCAUGACUGGACAGAGGAACCGGAGCAUGAGACAUUGCCAAUAGCAGAACGAAUGGAAAUUGGAAUUCGUCGCCGCGCCCGCGGUAACUGGUGGUACGGGCGCGGGGAAGCCCCGCUGGCGGUGCAGCUGUACCGGCGCGCGCUGGACGCGCUGGACGAGAGCGAGGGCGGCAUCACGGAGCCCUCGCCCUCCGGCGCGCUGGGCCAGUGCUCCGCCGCGCUCAAGCUGCUGCUGGACGAGCGCAUGCGCGUGCACAACAACAUGGCCGCCGCGCAGCUCAAGGCCGGCGCGUACGACGCUGCUCUGCAGGCAGUAACCAGAGUGCUAUCAUGCCAACCAUCUAACGCGAAAGCGUUAUACCGCAAAUCGCGCAUCCUAUCAGCCAUGGGUCGCAACUCCGAGGCUUUGGAAGCAGCCAAGGCCGCGGCGGCUGCGGCGCCCGAGGACGUCGGCACUAAGAAGGAGCUGCAGAGGUGUGAACAGAGGGCCACGAGAGACAGGUCCGUGGAGAGACGCCUGGCGAAGAGGAUGCUGGGCACUGAUCAGCCCAAAGCGGCGUCGCCUGAUAAGAAACCUUCCAGAUCCAAGAUGUUAAUGUGGGGCUCUCUGCUGCUGAGUCUGCUGGUGGGCGUCGCCAGCGUGCUGGCCUACCGCUACAAGAUGCAGGAGCACUGACACCACUGAGCAGGCGGAGGGUAACGAGAUUCCAGUGGUGCAAAUGGAUGGGAUUGGUGCACAUUAUUUACUUAAGAUAUCAUCUUGGAUUUAAGUCGGCGACUUCAUAGACAGUCCAAACAGGAGUUUGGAGAAACGUCUACAAGAUAUAUACAUACUUAUAUUUUACAUUUCAAAAAUCAUUUUCAUCUUCUAAACUGUGAAAACUAUUUUACUGUGUAUUAGUAAACUUUAUCUAUAUUAAAAAAUGUUUCCUUUGAAAAGGAUGUGAUUCGCUAUAAUAGUUACGCGAAAAAGCUUAGGUAAUUCGUUCGUCUUAAAUAUAAACAUAUCUUUAUAUGGAUGUAUAUGUAUGUAUAUCUUUAAUAAGUAUUUAUAAAGGACUCGUUAAACGAUUAACAGAACAAAUUUAUUUUUCUAUACUGACCCAUACCAUAGUUUUAUUACAUAAUACCUAAGCAGUUAAUGUAGUGAAGCACCUAGUAGACAGUAUAUUAUUUACCUACGUUAUGUAAAAAUGGUGAUAGGUUAGCUUAAUGUAGGCUUUUAAAAAGAAUGGUUCCAUCUUGUGUAUUAUAAUGGGACUUCAUCGCAUAUAGCAUUUAUGUGUAUAUAAUUAUGUAUAUGUCAACUUAUAUGUCGUCACUUGUAUUUUGUGCUUAGUGCCAAAACAAUAUAUUUUUUGUCAUAUGUAUAAUAAAAAUAUAUUUUUCGUGAAAUCUAGCUAUCUUGGAAAAUACCUACUAAGACUAAAAUAUCAUUCCAAAUGGAUAAAUAAAAGAGAACAAUUUUUGUUUCAUAUUGAUAGGAUUAUACACUACAUGUUAUAAUUAUUUAUUUAGGGUGUUAUUUCAAUUUGGUGCUUUUAUCAGCUUUUUUUUGUAAAAUUUUUCUUUUGUUUUUUUCUUGGCAUUUAUCUGUAAUUUUAUAACAAAAAUCGACAGUAAUUUCGUUAGAUUAACUUGUCCCUUAAUCAAUUGUUACAAAAGUGAUUUAUGAUUAUAACUUGCUUCAAGUAUGUUUUUCUAAAUCAUCAGCUUUAAUUUCAGAAUCUUACUUUUGGUAAUAUUGUAAAAGAGGUAUAGGUAUUGCAAGACUUGCCUGGUCUCAAUUUUUUAGUUUCGGUAACCACUCACCAUCAGUCGAAUCGCAUGUUAUCACUUUAAUAGCAACAGCAUACAGUCUAGAUUUAUCUAACAGCAGUCUAUGCAGGCCAUAGCAGCUGGAGUUUUUAACUGUAUGUGUGUCUAUCGUUCAUAUUCUGUGUAUUUAAUUUAUAGGUAUGAAAAUGUAAGCAAACUCCACCUUAUUUAACAUUAGAUAAUCAUUGGUUUGGUAUAGGAUCUUAAUAAAUAAAAAAAAGAACAGCAAUAUGAAAUUUGUAAAAUGGUGGUUCCCAGUAAAAUUAUUACUAAUAAAAGAAAUUGUUGGAAA